This is a messenger RNA of Danio aesculapii, 2132 nucleotides long. It is a transcript of the gene crybb3, whose product is annotated as crystallin, beta B3. The coding region runs from base 991 to 1992 and encodes 333 amino acids. Gene Ontology annotation, molecular function: structural constituent of eye lens. NCBI's taxonomy places the organism in Eukaryota, Metazoa, Chordata, Actinopteri, Cypriniformes, Danionidae. Gene Ontology annotation, biological process: lens development in camera-type eye; visual perception. The record is from RefSeq and is a predicted model, not a curated record. The transcript is spliced from 6 exons.
AAGUAAAGUCCAGUCAAAAGUCAACUCAACUCAAGUUAAAAGUCAAGUCAAGUUAAAAGUCAAGUCAAACACAACCCAAAAUUAUGCCUGUUGGGCCUAAAAAAAAUCACAAAAUAAUAGUGUUAAUGACUGAAUGAAUCUGAAUGACCCAAAUGUGUCCAGUCCAUAAUAAAAAUCACAAAAACUGAGUGUGAAUGACCCACGUCUUCAAUUCAAGCUAAUUCAAUUGAAUUCGGUCCAAGUCAAGUCAAGUCAACUCGAGUCAAAAGUCAAGUCCAGUCAAAAGUUAAGUCCAGUCAAAAGUCAAGUCAUUUCAAGUCAAUUCAAUUCGGGUCAAGUCAAGUCAACUCGAGGCAAAAGUCAAGUCAAGUCAAUUAAAGUCAAGUCAAGUCAAGUCAACUCCUGUCAACUCCUGUCGAAAGUAAAGUCCGGUCAAAGAUCAAGUCAACUUAAGUCAAAAGUCAAGUCAACUCCAGUCAAAGUAAAAUCCAGUCAAAAGUCAACUCAAGUCAAAAGUCAAGUCAAGUCAACUCCUGUCAAAAGUAAAGUCCAGUCAAAAGUCAAUUCAAGUCAAGUCAAUUCAAUUCAAGUCAAGUCAACUCAAGUCAACUCAAGUCAACUCCUGUCAACUCCUGUCAAAAGUAAAGUCCAGUCAAAGAUCAAGUCAACUCAAGUCAACCUAAGUCAAGUCAAGUUAAAUGUCACACAACACAUCACAAAAUUAUGCCAGUUGGGCCUUAAAAAAUCACAAAAUAAUAGUGUGAAUGACUGAAUGAAUCUGAAUGACCCACAUGUGUGCAGUGUGUUUGGCUAGAGAGAGAGAAAGAGAGAGAGCGGUGUUGUGAUGACAGCAGCUGAUCCCGUCUGAAUCCUCUUGGCUCGUGCCCUGUCGGUGCCCGCUGUGCCCACACUGGCAGCAGCUCCGGCUGGUGUCCACAGGGCGACUCCUGCCAACUCUCGGCCUAUUGAGAUUCAGUCUGACGGACACAAAUGCGAGCGACAGACUUGCUGCAUCAACAGCAAUCGACGGCCGGCCCAUUUCUGCUGCUGUGGACGGAAUUAAACCAUAAAUACCCCCCAGGUCCCGUUCACUCGCCCGGCACACCCUCACCUCCAGACACACUCACACAACACACACACACACAACACACACACAAUCGAGUGGACGGAGAACUGCUGAAGCUGGAGACGGCAAAAAAGAAAGGUGGAGAGAUGUCGGAUCAGCAGGGAGUCCCAGAUCAGCAAGUGGCUGGGAAAAGCCAAGGAGGAGCAGGAGCGAUCUACAAGGUCUCACUGUAUGAAUUCGAGAACUUCCGUGGGAAAAAGCUGGAGCUGUCAGCAGAAAGCAAGGACUUGAUUGAGAAGAACUUGGAGAAAGUGGGAUCAAUCAUCGUUGAGUCCGGCCCAUGGGUGGGCUUUGAGCAGAAGGGCUUUUUGGGAGAGCAGUUUGUCCUGGAGAAGGGAGAAUAUCCUCGCUGGAGCACCUGGACCAACAGCCAGAACAGCUUCUGCCUGCUGUCCAUCAGACCCCUGCGCGUGGACAGCGCCGACCACAAACUACAUCUGUUCGAGAACUGCAGCUUCGCCGGGAGAAAGAUGGAAAUCGUGGACGAUGACAUUCCCAGUUUGUGGGUUCAUGGCUUCCAGGAUCGCGUGGCCAGUGCGAAAGCUGUUAACGGAACAUGGGUGGGCUACAUGUACCCUGGCUACCGCGGCCGGCAGUUUGUGUUUGAACAUGGCGACUACAAACACUGGAACGACUGGGGAGCCACAGAACCACAGCUGCAGUCCGUCCGGCGUGUGCGAGACAUGCAGUGGCACAAACGGGGCUGUUUCACCGUCCCCGUCCCCGACCCGGCUCCCAAACCCAACCCAAACCCCAACCCCAAUCCAAACCCCAAUCCAAACCCAAACCCCAAUCCCAAUCCUGCGCCCAAUCCAGCCCCAGCUCCCGCUCCCCCUGCCCCAUCCGCCACGGCUGCCAGCAGCUGAAUAGCUAAUAAUAAUGAUAAUCCCAUGACCCUGCACCUGCUCAGAGGGCCACGAAGAAAGCUGGAAAGCAAAAGUGACUGCCUUGAUUCUUGUGUGUCUAUCAUUGGAAAUAAAGGCCUCGGCCCUGGUUUGAUCUCUGA